Messenger RNA from Poecile atricapillus (Black-capped chickadee), 1824 nucleotides. RefSeq lists its product as uncharacterized. The record is from RefSeq and is a predicted model, not a curated record. NCBI's taxonomy places the organism in Eukaryota, Metazoa, Chordata, Aves, Passeriformes, Paridae. The coding region runs from base 1 to 1824 and encodes 607 amino acids. The transcript has 6 exons.
AUGUUCUGGGGCAUUCCAGAGGAUUCCAGGAAGUCCUGGAGGGUCCUGGAGGAUUCCAGAGGAUCCCAGAAUGUCACGAGGGAUUCCAGAGGAUUCCGGGGAGUCCUGGAGGUUUCCGGAACGUUCUGGGGUGUUCCCAAAUCCCAGAGUUCCUGGAAAAGUGGGAUCUGCCCAAAUCCCGGGAUAUCCCGGAAAACCCGGAAUCCGGCGGGAUCCCGAAAUCCACGGGAGGCGGAAAUCCCGGGAAUUCCAGUGGGAUCCCAGAAUUCCAUCCUGGAGUUCCACAGCGUCCCAAACCCAGCCAGCGCCGCGGGGAUUCCCAAAAUUCCUGGAGAUCCCGAAAAUCCUGGAGAUCCCAAAAUUCCCAAGGGAGCCAAAAAUCCGGUGGGAUUCCAAAAUUCUGGGGGAAUCCAGAAUUCCAAUGGGAUCCCAAAAUCCCAGGAGAUCCCAAAAUUCCAGUGGGAUCCCAAAAAUCCGGUGGGAUUCCAAAAAUCCCGUGGGAUCGCAGCUCCUGCUCCGGGCGUUCCCAGGUUUUAUUCCUUGAUUCCCUCGGGGGAAUCCUCCUGGAAUUCCAGGGAAAUCCCGCUGGAAUUCUGGGAGAAUCCCACUGGAAUUUUUGGGGAAAUCCCCCUGGAAUUCCAGGAGAAUCUUGCUGGAAUUUUGGGAUCCUGCUGGAAUUCUGGGAGAAUUUUUUUGGAAUUCCAAGGGAAUCCCAUUGGAAUUUUGGGGGAAUCCCCCCGGAAUUCUGGGGGAAUCCCAGGAAAAUCCUGUUGGAAUUCCAGGAGAUUCUUGCUGGAAUUUUGGGAAAAUCCCACUGGAAUUCUGGGAAAAUUUCCUUGGAAUUUCAGGGGAAUCCUGCCAGAAUUCCGGGGGAGUCCCAGGAAAAUCCUGUUGGAGUUCUGGGGGAAUUCCCCUGGAAUUCUGGGAGAAUCCCAGGAGAAUCCUGUUGGAAUUCCAGGAGAAUCUUGCUGGAAUUUUGGGAGAAUUUCCUUGGAAUCCCAGGAGAAUCCUGCCAGAAUUCCAGGGCAAUCCUGCUGGAAUUUUGGGAGAAUCCCAUUGGAAUUCCGGGAGAAUCCCACUGGAAUUUUGUGGGAAUUCUGCUGGAGUUUUGGGAGAAUUUCUCUGGAAUUCCAGGAGAAUUUCACUGGAACUUUGGGAGAAUCCUUCUGGAAUUCUGAAGGAAUCCCAUUGGAAUUUUGGGAAAAUCUGGGAGAAUCCUGCUGGAAUUUUGGGAGGAAUUUUGGUGGAAUUCCAGAGGAAUUUCGGGAUCAUUUCUCAGGAAUUUUCUGGGAAACUCCAGAGGAAUCCUGCUGGAAAUCCGGGACAAUCUUGGUGGAAUUCCAGAGGAAUCUCGCUGGAAUUCUGCACGUUCCUGGCUCGGUUCUCCCAGAUUUUCCGGUUCCGCUCCGGGAUUUAUUCCCGGAUUUUGGGAUUGGGAACGGAGCUUGGGAUUUUUACACGGGAAAAGGACCCGGAUCCCAGACGGGAACGAGGCGGAAUUCCCAACGGGAAUGUUGGGAUCCUGCAUGGAAACACAUCAGAAUUCCAUAUGGGAAUGUCGGGAUUCGGCGGGAACGCGUCAGAAUUCCAGGUGGGAAUGUCGGGAUCCCAUAUGGGAAGGUCGGGAUCCGGUGGGAAUGUCGGGAUCCUGUGGGAAGGAAUGUGUCGGAGUUCCACGCGGGAAUGUCAAGAUCCCGUGUGGGAACAUCAGAAUUCCGUAUGAAAACGUUGGGAUCCCGCGUGGGGACAUCGGGAUCCUGUGGGAACGUCGGGAUCCUGCGCGAGAACGUUGAAAUUCCACUGUCACCAAAUGCCCCCCCGUGA